Molecule: messenger RNA, 1170 nt
Organism: Nelumbo nucifera (sacred lotus)
Lineage: Eukaryota; Viridiplantae; Streptophyta; Magnoliopsida; Proteales; Nelumbonaceae
Product: aspartyl protease UND-like
Biological process (GO): proteolysis
Molecular function (GO): aspartic-type endopeptidase activity
Source: RefSeq, a predicted model, not a curated record
AUGCCAAUCACUGUGUUGUGCCUCCUUGUUCUUGUAUUGGCUUCUUCUUCUUCUUCUUCUUGUCAUUCCCAAGCAUGGAAGACUCGCGUUUUUGUUAAACAUCAUCACAAAGCAGUGCCCGAUGAGUUCAAAGAAGAGAUAAUGAUAGAAAGCGGUAAGGAUUAUUUUAUAAAGAUCGAUGUGGGUAGUCCAUAUCAAUCUAUAGAAGUUCUAAUUGAUACUGGGAGUCAUAUUACAUGGUUUUUUACGCCUUACUCCACUCCUAACAUGUCGAGUUCGAUAUAUUUUACACCAAUGCAUCCAUACAAGUCGAAAACCAUUCACUAUGUCUUAAAGAAUGAGGAAGAAUGCCAGAUGGCAAGUAGAAGAGAACGGUAUGGUGAUGCUGAUGAUGAUAAUUGCUGGAUUAUGUGUAAAUAUCUUGACAAAAGUGAGGUGACAGGUACGCUCACGAUAGAUUCAUUACAGAUUGGAAGUGGAAGUGAGGUUUCUUCUUUUAAGGCACAACAUUUUUUGUUUAGUUUAAUUGUUAAAUCUACCGGUCUGAUGGAUAUAAACUUGUUUGGCUUUUCAACUCCAUACGGCCCAAAAUUGGGCUUUCUAUCACAAAUAAAUGCGUUUGCAUUUUCUUAUUGUCUUCCAAGACAAGACGGAGCGGGCACACUUGCAAUCAAUCAUGAUGCUAUUCUUCAAGGGCCAAGUACUCCCUUGGUUGUUAAUACCGACGGUCAUUACAGGCUUCAAGUGGUAGGUAUCAGGAUUUUUGAUGAAAUAAUGAAUAUUUCUUCUGAAGCAAUUCUUGAUACUGGAGCCAAUCUUAGCUAUUUUCCUUCAAAAAUUAUAAAAUUCAUGAUGGCAAAGUUACAAAAUCGACUUGGGAUUGAGGCCGAAAGUCUCCGUGGUGUUAGCAAUUAUUGCUAUGAAAAAGAGCUUAUGGAUGAUAUUGAAGACUUCAAUUUUACACUUAUUUACACGGAAGGAGUAGAACAAGUUGUUAUCAAGUAUGUUUUUUUCAUACCACUAUGGGGUCCUGACAACAAGAACUUCUGCUGCGCCAUUGUAGAAAUAGAAGAAUAUGAUGAGAUACAUAUUGGUUCGAUCAUGCAGCAAAAUUAUAAUUUUGUAAAAAAUAGAGCUCUCAUCAAUCCUACAGAAUGUAACUUAUUAUAG